Molecule: messenger RNA, 1267 nt
Organism: Leptonychotes weddellii (Weddell seal)
Lineage: Eukaryota; Metazoa; Chordata; Mammalia; Carnivora; Phocidae
Source: RefSeq, a predicted model, not a curated record
CUGGAGAUGGCCCGACGGAGCGGCCCAGCCCUUCCCUUCCGCCAGAAGCGCCCUUCACCCUCCCGUACCCCUGAGGAGCGGGAGUGGCGGACCCAGCAGCGCUACUUGAAGGUGUUGAGGGAAGUAAAGGAGGAGUGUGGCGACACGGACCUGUCAUCUGAUGAAGAGGCCACGUUGGAUUUACAAGAAAAAUUUUCUUUUGAAGAUCUCAGCUCAUGGCUUCCGAGCUCUCCAGCGCGUUCUCCUAGCCCUGCGGUGCCCCUGAGGGUGGUGCCCACGCUUUCAACCACGGAUAUGAAAACUGCAGAUAAAAUAGAACUGGGGGACAGUGACCUGAAGAUAAUGUUAAAGAAGCACCAUGAGAAGCGGAAACAUCAACCAGAUCAUCCGGACCUUUUGACAGGGGACCUGACUCUCAGUGACAUCAUGACUCGAGUAAAUGCCGGCAGGAAGGGCUCUCUAGCAGCCCUGUAUGACUUGGCUGUCCUUAAAAAAAAGGUUAAGGAAAAAGAGGAGAAGAAGAAGAAGAAAAUAAAACUGAUCAAAUCAGAGGCAGAGGAUUUGGCUGAACCCUUAAGCAGCGCUGACGGGAUCCCGCCUCUCUCCCAGGCCCCUUCUCCGCUGGCUAUACCUGCUAUCAAGGAGGAGCCUCUUGAAGACCUCAAACCUUGCCUUGGAAUCAAUGAAAUAUCUUCCAGUUUCUUCUCUCUUCUAUUAGAGAUCUUGCUGCUAGAGGGGCAGGCUAGCCUUCCUAUGCUGGAGGAACGGGUUUUGGAUUGGCAGUCCUCUCCAGCCAGCUCCCUCAAUAGCUGGUUCUCUGCCGCCCCCAACUGGGCAGAGUUGGUGUUACCAGCCCUGCAAUAUCUUGCUGGGGAAAGUCGUGCCAUACCUUCCAGUUUCUCAGCAUUUGUUGAAUUCAAAGAGAAAACCCAGCAGUGGAAAUUGCUUGGUGAGUAAUUCAUACUGCCCACUCGUAGAGGUGGGUUUUCACUGUCUUGCAUCCUCUGCUCAGCUGCUCUUGCCUUCUAGUCCACACAGCCUAGUAGGAUAUUGAGAACAGCAAUAUUAAGUCUUAUGUUGCUCAGUUAAAAAGAUCCUUUGUGACCCCUUUGGUAUCUCAGGGUCUAAGUUUCACCCCUCCACUGGAUUUUGGCUCCCCCAAGCUGGGGUGGGAUGGCCCUUCUAGGACGAUGGAUUUAAAUUCAUGGGGGUAUUUUGCAGUAGGACCCAUCGUCGUAUUAAUCGUGCCUGUGGGGGCACCUGGGUG